Molecule: messenger RNA, 2230 nt
Organism: Cyclopterus lumpus (lumpfish)
Lineage: Eukaryota; Metazoa; Chordata; Actinopteri; Perciformes; Cyclopteridae
Gene: xiap
Product: X-linked inhibitor of apoptosis
Exons: 8
Coding region: 207-1592 (461 amino acids)
Biological process (GO): negative regulation of apoptotic process; positive regulation of protein ubiquitination; regulation of cell cycle
Cellular component (GO): cytoplasm; nucleus
Molecular function (GO): cysteine-type endopeptidase inhibitor activity involved in apoptotic process; ubiquitin protein ligase activity
Source: RefSeq, a predicted model, not a curated record
GGAUGCGCGCGACGAGGUGCGCACUUCCCGUUGCGUUCGCUUCCGGGAAGUCAGGUCACGUCAAAUAAACAGUUCCCUUUAGUCACUGCAUUAGUCACUGCAUUCUUUUGCAGGCGGUGAUCGCGCCCGAAGUUAAAGACCGGAGAGUCGGCUGUCAGUCAUUCUGUCAUCAAGUACCACUCAGCAGUUUCCUGGCCGGCUCCAUCAUGUGUGAUCUCAGACAAGACAGCAACUUGGAGGCAGACCACAUGGCGGAUUUUUCCCAGAUGAACUGUCGCCUGGACUCAUACCGCGGCUCCAGUUUGGCCCAGCAGGUACCAGCAGAAAACUUGGCCCGGGCCGGCUUCUACUUCACUGGCCCUGCCGAUCGUGUCCGCUGUUUCAGUUGCCAGAAGACUGUGGAAAACUGGUGCAAGGGAGACACACCUGUGGAGAGGCAUAAAGAGGUUUCCCCAUCAUGCAGCUUUCUCAUCUGCACCCACCGCACCAAUUUCAACCUAAGUGGUGAAAACAGAAUGACCAACGGUUCCACAUACAACGAAGAAGCAGAAGAUAUGGAAUAUCGCUUGAGAACAGGAGAGGUGGUCGAUGAGUCCACCUACCCAAUAGCCCCUCACAUGAGGAGUGAGGAGGCCAGGCUUCAGACCCUCUCUUCUUGGCCCUCUACUGCUCCUGUGAGACCCAGAGAUCUGGCACAGGCCGGCCUCUACUACCUAGGCGUGGACGACCGGGUGCAGUGCUUCUGCUGUGGUGGCAUGCUGGCUGGUUGGGAAGCAGGGGACACCGCCUGGGCGGAGCAUACCAAACAUUUCCCCUACUGCUUCUUCAUCCUCGGUCACGAUGUGGGCAAUGUCCCAUUCCAGGGGGGUAUAGAGGAGGAGGAGGAGAGCAGCAGCAGACAACACGCUAACGUGUGUGUCCCUAUGGGGAGGUUGGAGGAGAGGCUUGGCAGCUUUGCAGGUGUCUUGCACCCCAUUGACCACGAGAGGCUUGCCACAGCUGGCUUCUACAGCGCAGGGACAGGAGAAGACAAGGUCUUGUGUUUCCGCUGUGGUGGAGGCCUGAAAGGCUGGCAGCCAGAAGAAGACCCUUGGGAAGAACAUGCCAAACACUACCCUGGAUGCAGCUUCCUGCUAGCAGAAAAAGGACAAGAAUUUGUCAACACUAUCCAGCUACAAGACCCACGACGGAAUAGAGCUGCUUCAAGUCAUCCGAAUGGAUUUUCUGGACAUGGAAAUGAGGUGCUGCAGUCUGCCAUGGCUCAGAUGGCCAUUGGGACGGGUCUGGAGCCCAGUGUGGUGGAAAAGACCAUCUUGGAGAAAAUCAACAAGACAGGCUCCGGCUACGCCAGCCUGGAAGCACUCAUGGAGGAUUGUCUUAACAACUCACCGGAGCAAGAUGAGGACCCGCUGGAGAAACUGCGGGAGCUGCAAAGGGAGAAACAGUGCAAAAUAUGUAUGGACAGAGAUAUUGUUAUCGUCUUCAUCCCAUGCGGACAUCUGGUCACCUGUAAGAAGUGUUCAGAGUCGCUCGUCAAGUGUCCAAUCUGCUGUGGAGCCAUAACGCAGAAGAUCCAGACCUAUAUCGCUUAAAGGGAAUCUCAGACUCUGGCCAAACUCCAACGCUGCUUUGUCACUUUCUUUAUAAUGUUGUAUUUUAAUAAUAAAUGUAGAUAGCCUCUGAUAUAUUUAAGGAUCAUGUUGUUUGCAUGAGAAUGAAAGCGAGUAAUUGCCCAUAAGCAACAAUAUUUUCACAAUCACUAAAAUGGUAAAUAGCUGUUAAUAUAAGAUGGGAUGAUACUGUACAUAGCUGAUGUUUUUAUUGGCCUUUAAUGGGUACGAAAACUUGUAAAUUUAAGAUUAAUUACCAUUUUGCAACACUUUAUUGCCAGAGGUGCCUUUUCUCUAGGUUCAUGUACUUGUGUCUCAUUUUGUUUUAUUUUGAUCAUUUGUUGACAGUGGCAAUUGAACUUGACGUGGGAAGUUUGUUUCAUUCACUUGCGUCUCUCCCUCAUCUAUUUAGUAUGGCGUACUUAUAGACUCAGUGUUCUCAUUGUGUGCUGCUCUGUCGUAUCGGAUCAUUAAUCCAUCAAAUUCUUUGUAACUGACCAAAUCAACUGUAGUGUAGGGCAUAUACAAUCAUACCCUGCAAUGAAUCAGUGUUGUGUGAAAUUGUUUUACCAUUCCAUCAAUCUGUUGUCAUCAAGAGUGAAUAAAUUGUAUUUUUUGGA